AUGGUUGCUGCUGGUGGAGGGAGUGCUGAGUGGCCAGGAUCAAUUGGUGGGAAUGCCGGUGGUCUGAUUGGUGGUACUAGUAAAUCUGAUUGCAGAUACAACGGAAUAAUCUGCCCAGAAAUUUGGACAAAAGGUGCCAAUCAAACCAAUGGUGGUACAGCUUCUCGUCCUAAUACAUUUCAAGAUGAUAGUGGUACAGGUAAUUACAAUAGUUAUGAUGGAAUAUUUGGUCAAAUAGACAAAGUCAAAGAUGGAGUAAAUUUAGGCGGUAUGGGAGGAAACGGAUAUUAUAGUGGAGCUACAUUAGAAUAUGCUGGCGGUGGUUCAGGAGGAAGCUCUUUUAUUUCAGGUCACAAAAAUUGUAUUGCUCUAGAAGGUCAAUAUAGUAAUAACCCAAGUUUAUCUAGAUCAAAUAUUCAUUAUUCAGGUUUAUAUUUCACCCAAACACAAAUGAUUUCAGGGAAUGAAACUAUGCCAUUAUAUUCGUCUAUGUAUGCCAAAGGAAUAGGCAACAAAAACGAAGGCUGUAUUCGAAUUACAAUUCUCACGAAAGAUUGCAGUUGUAUUUGUAAUUCAUAUUUUCGAAUGAAUUAUUUCAUUCCGAAUAUUAUUUUACUAUGCUUUAAUUCCGAAUAA
Molecule: messenger RNA, 636 nt
Organism: Trichomonas vaginalis G3
Lineage: Eukaryota; Parabasalia; Trichomonadida; Trichomonadidae
Product: glycine-rich protein family
Exons: 1
Coding region: 1-636 (211 amino acids)
Source: RefSeq, a predicted model, not a curated record